CCCGCUCGCAGGAUUUUCUUUCCUACAGGACUCUUGAAAGGCUUCAUAGAGAGGCAGUGUGUAUAGGGAGGGAGGGAGACAGUGAGAGGGAGAGAGAUGGGGGCUUUGAAUGUGCUGCCAGCCUCCUCGUCCUUGGUGGCUCUUUGCUGCCAUGGAAGCUUGGGCUCUACUUCUUCUUCUUCGUCCUGCACCCAUGGCGACAGGCUUCACUCUGUUCACGUCUCCGCUGUGUCAUCUUCUCUCUUCUCGCAUCACAAGAAGCCCAAGAGCUCUCCCAUCUCGCAUACCCAUCUCCCACGAUCGGGAAUUCUUCCUAGCAGCAGAUCCCCAUGGUCGAGAACCUCUACAACACAUCUCCUGCAGAGGCAAGGCCUGAUAUAUUGCGUCUUCCCUUCAACACCUGCUCAAGUUUCGUCCGUGGAGGACCUCUUCGAUUUCAUAUGCUUGGGCCCUCUUUUGAGCAAGGUGGGUCUGACCAAAGAAAAGGUGGCUGAGUCCAUUGAUAAAUGGCUCGCAUAUGGGUUGCAUCUCUGUCGGCUCUUUCAGGUCAACGAGCUCUGCCUCACGGUUCCUGAGAAAGUUCGGUUUUACCACUACUAUGUACCUGUCUUCUUGUGGUGUGAGGAUCAAAUUGCCAAGCACCAAUCGAAGUUCAAGGACGUAGAGGAUGCGCCUCCUUUAGUGAUUGGUUUUAGUGCACCUCAAGGUUGUGGAAAGACGACUCUUGUGUUUGCGCUCAACUAUCUUUUCCGAGUCACAGGCAGGAAGUCUGCAACAUUAUCGAUAGAUGAUUUCUAUUUGACAGCAGAGAGUCAGGCUAAAGUGAGGGAAGAAAAUCCGGGUAACGCCCUUUUGGAGUUCCGGGGAAAUGCGGGAACUCAUGAUCUCCCUUUUUCAAUUGAAACAUUGACUGGUGUCACUAAAUUGACCAAGGAAGGCAUGAAAAUGAAGCUACCCCGAUAUGAUAAAUCUGCUCAUAAAGGGAGAGGUGAUCGAGCUGACCCAUCAGUAUGGCCUGAAAUAGAAGGCCCACUUACAGUAGUUCUCUUUGAAGGUUGGAUGCUCGGGUUUAAGCCUCAACCAGCAAGUGUUGUCAAAGCUGUCGAUCCUCAGCUAGAGGCGGUAAAUAGAAACCUCGAAGCUUACUAUGAAGCAUGGGAUAAAUUUGUAGAGGCUUGGAUUGUCAUUAAGAUUCAGGACCCAAGCUGCGUCUUUGAAUGGCGUUUACAAGCGGAAGUUGCCAUGAGAAACGAGGGAUUACCCGGGAUGUCGGAUGAGGAGGUUAGAGACUUCGUUUCUCGAUAUCUUCCAGCAUACAAUGCUUACCUUCCAGCCCUCUAUUCCGGAGGACCGAACGGGUCUGAUCCUGAGCGGCUUCUCGUUAUCGAGAUUGAUGAAGGGAGAAACCCAUUUUAGAGAGCUUUGCAGUUAAUCUAGUGUUGCUUAGGAUUUUGUUUCCUUUCAAGGUCCCAAAUUUUCGUUUAUUUGGUUCCCUCAUGAAACGGACCGUACAUGUAAAUUUUUAGUAACCCGUGAAAUAAUAAAUUUCGCUUCUAAGCGGAUCCUUGCAUCGAA
Punica granatum (pomegranate) is the source of this 1575-nucleotide messenger RNA. Lineage: Eukaryota; Viridiplantae; Streptophyta; Magnoliopsida; Myrtales; Lythraceae. The record is from RefSeq and is a predicted model, not a curated record.